Formica exsecta is the source of this 4852-nucleotide messenger RNA. RefSeq names its product neuropeptide SIFamide receptor-like. Gene Ontology annotation, biological process: G protein-coupled receptor signaling pathway. Gene Ontology annotation, cellular component: membrane. Lineage: Eukaryota; Metazoa; Arthropoda; Insecta; Hymenoptera; Formicidae. The record is from RefSeq and is a predicted model, not a curated record. The transcript is spliced from 3 exons. Gene Ontology annotation, molecular function: peptide binding; neuropeptide Y receptor activity. The coding region runs from base 353 to 1252 and encodes 299 amino acids.
AAAUUAACACAAAAAUCUGUGUGGAUCGUUUAGACAUCUGUUAAAUUUAACAUACAUUUUUCAACUAUGCAGAUACUCCGAAGAAAUAGUAGAAGUCUAUGAAAUUGUCAUGCUUUUGUCAAUAUUUUGACAUAUGACAUAUUACAUCCUUAAGCAAAUUUAUGUUUUGUACAACUUUUUACGUUUUUGCUUUAUUUACUAUGUGGUAUAAUUGGUAUCUCCGGCAAGUGCUCCUUGUACACUUUGCAUUCGUUUUUUGCGGAAUAGUGAAUUUCGGCCCUUGUAAGUUGCCUGCGCUAAAAAGCCCUUCACGGCGCGGCCGCGCUGAGUUUGAUACUUGAAACGAUAAAUUAUGAACUUCUCUGUUUCAGCGUGGAUCCUGGGAUGGUUCAUGUGCAAAGCGGUUGCUUAUAUACAGGGCGUCUCUGUAGCGGCCUCCGUCUACAGCCUAGUCGCGGUUUCCUUAGACAGGUUUUUGGCGAUCUGGUGGCCGCUAAAAUGCCAAAUCACAAAACGACGGGCCCGCUUGAUGAUCGUCGUGAUCUGGUUCAUCGCUCUGACGAUGACGUCACCGUGGUUGCUGUUCUUCGAUCUGGUCAUCUACGAAGACGAGCCCGAAACGCGCAUCUGUCUGGAAAUGUGGCCGCAUCCCGAGGACGGCAGGCUCUACUUCCUGAUCGGCAAUCUGAUCCUCUGCUACGUGCUGCCAAUGAUUCUCAUAUCUCUCUGCUACAUUCUCAUAUGGAUCAAGGUAUGGCGCAGGCAUAUACCCACCGACACCAAAGACGCCCAGAUGGAGAGAUUACAGCAGAAGUCGAAGGUGAAGGUGGUCAAGAUGCUGGUCGUGGUCGUCAUCCUCUUCGUUCUCUCGUGGCUGCCUCUCUACGUGAUCUUCGCCGUGAUCAAGCUGGGCGGCAACUUUAUACAGGAAGAAGACGAAAUCCUGCCAAUUGCUACGCCGAUCGCCCAGUGGCUGGGCGCCAGCAAUUCCUGCAUAAAUCCGAUCCUCUACGCCUUUUUCAACAAGAAGUACCGGCGCGGCUUCAUCGCCAUCCUCAAGAGCGGUCGAUGCUGCGGCAAGCUCAGGUAUUACGAGACCGUCGCGAUGAUGUCCUCCUCGACGAGCAUGAGAAAGUCCUCCUAUUACGUCAACAACAACAACAACAAUUCGUCGACGAGACGCGCCUGGCACGGGCCACCGGUCCACCAGGACAGCAACGUCUCCUACAUAUUCAACCACACCGGUGUGUAAUCGCGGUCGUGCGAGCCGAGGAUGCCCCGAGGUGGUCUCGUUUUAUUGCGCAGAUUUAAUAAUACCCGCUCGACGCGGUGGAUAAACUGGACAGAGAAGAGAGGACGUGGCGGCCUUUGUAUUUGACGGAUCUCCUGUCAACGCGCGGUUGAAGCCGAGAUCUAGUCAGAGUCAGCCGGUCCGAAAAUUACGGGUCACUCGGAUGAUCAACACGAUUGUUACUUCGGGCCGGAAAUCAGCGACUGAUGAUUGAGAGAUUUCUAGAAAGGCAGUAAUGAAGACGCGCAGUUUCCGCGGCAGAGACGACAGUCGUCGUCGUUGCUAUUGUCGUCGGUUUUUUGGAUUUUGUCACAAUGUAACCACUGCGUACAUGUAAUACAAUAGUCGUUAAGACAAGUUCGCUUAGAUACGACACGAUACGUGUCUGUAGCUUUUUCCGGAAUCAUUUGAAGAGAGACGCGACGACGGCAUUACGCUUCAACGAACCUUACGAUUUCUUCUUAUCUAUGUUGAUGAUAUUUGUACGCCAUUUUGAAGAGAUGAUACAGGGAAGAGGUAGUUUGUUAGAUCUACCAAUUAAAGCGUGCGAGUUUGUUACUAUUGCGACGGUGUAUGCAUCAUCCUUUGCCCGUCGGCCACGUAAUUAGCGCGACAGCGCAGAGUGGCGGGAUGAUGACUCGAGAUGAUGACUCGGGAUGAUGAUUCGCGGGCGAGCGGAUGCGCGCGAGUCGACUCGUUGUCUGUCGACGGCAAACACCGCGGCUCAUGAUAGACAAUUAGUCGGUGCGCGCGACACUCAUCGGCGGAGUAGUCGCGUAAUUAAGGGGGGCGGAAGUGGAGGCGUGUAGAGGCACCACUUUACGGUGCGCUCGAUCGAGCAGAGGAAUCGACGCGGACGGCAAAUGCGGCGUGGCGUAAGAAUCGAUUUCGGUCCAUCGGAUUUUCGAUUACGGAUCAAAAGAUGUAGAUCGCGCGAGAGAUUGUAAAAUAUCUCAUUUUAUUCUCACGCGGGUUGAUUCAUAUACAGUUUCACAGAAGGGUAAUUUGUUUAUAUUUUUGCCGGCCUUCCUGGUAAAAAAGCGUGAUUCUUUGUAAGAGCCACAUUGUUAUAUCGAUGCGUCUUUCUUUCUCCGACACUGCAUUCUAGAAAUAUGACAGAAUGGAGAAAGAAUUUGUUUGGACAGUAAAAAAAAAUGAAUUAAUCGACUCUUUGUAAACACUACCUCCACAUGUAGGUCAGCAAUUUACUACUGUAUGUACUUAAAAUUACAUAUACACUAGGAUUACGUAUAUAUAUAUUUUCUUACCGAGAGACGUUAAUCGAGUUGGUACUUUUGUCGUUUAGAUAUUUACAGCUUGUUCAAAAUAUAAUAGAGGAGAUUUACGCGAAUGUGUGAGACAUCACUAAGGCGUCUUAUUUUUCAAUGUUUUUUUGGUAGAUUUUUUUUAGAUGCUUCUCUCUCUCUCUUGCACUUUUAUUCGGAAAAAAUAUUGGCCGUUGAGUGGGCGAUUCGAUUUGUAGAAUGGAUUAAUUGAUAAGAUCUUCUCCCGUAUAAUUUUUCGCGUUUGUACCGCGUUUGCACAAGCGUUAUUUGUCUAAAUCGUCCCGAGGGCGAUUCUCCGAAGCUACGUGACGCUUGUGUCAUAGCUCGUUAUUUUGUCGCGUGAGGAAUUAUCCGUCGAAGAAUCGAGAAACUUUUGCGCGAUUUAUAACGCGAGCAAUCGCAAUUACCUGCUCGUUAUACAUUUUAAGAUUUCACGACGAUCGACUUCUUCGCGAGCGCGCUUUGCGCUCUCCUUGGGAAAGGGGAUGGGGAAAAAGGGGCGCGGAAUCAUUCUGAAUCCUCAUAGUUGUAAAUCGAUAAGCAUGAAUCGCCGGAUUUUACGAUAAAGCAAUUAUUUUCGUAAAGUUUUUAUACGAGAGACGAGGGAGAGAGUGAAUCGUUGGUGUUACACGUACGUACGAAUUAUAUUACACGGUGGUCCCGAGGCGCUGGUCAAAUUCAUAUCCACCUUAGUGGCGUGACGUCGCCACUAAGUCGAGAGCGGUGGCGCGAUUAGGUUUGUAAUGGCGAUAAUAAAAUUGAAUGAGAGACACAUAAGAGACGCGACGUAAAAUGCAACCAUUAACGACAGCUGAUUGAAGAACUCGAAAGAGAGAAAGAGAGAGAGAGAGAAAGGCGUAAGAACAAUCUUGGGACUUGAAACUUAUAUAAUAUUUCGCCAAGUUCAACUUUGCCGUAGACACACCAUUUUUCGAUAGCAUCGGCAAUUCAAUUCAUCGAAAUUAUGUCGACUGGCAAUAAUAUCUGCGAUUGUAUACGUAUGUAUAAAAGGGCGAAAAAAAAAUUUAAGAGUGUUCGAGCAAUGAAUAUGACACACACAUAGUACAUACAUGUAAGGAUCCAGCGUGGGUGAGUCUAUGUACAUUCGCUCCGUCUGCAUAUAUGCAUUACAUGUAUUUCCACUGUUGUUAUUAAAUAUAUACGCAGACCACGUUUAUCCACGUUUGUCCUUCCGUCUUUAAAAAAAAAAAAAAUCUCUUUUUCAUACUGUAGAUUGUUAAUCGUUAUUAUCGGUCCCGUCGAUCGCGAACGAAAUAUUUUUUGUACGCACACGCUUUAACGGAUUUUCGUCACUUUCCGAUGUUUAGAAGUUUACGUUAAUAUGAAAGAAUUGUGCGAGACACAGGUCAUGAAUUCGCUGGAAGAAUUUUUGCGUUCUUGUUAAACUGUCUCGGAUACAUCAUGGCGCAUUUAUCGGAUAUAAUAGAUAUCUUAUAUAAUUAGGGCGAUAAAAAUUACAUUUGUAAAUUAGAUACAUAUGCAAGGAAAUGUUGUAAUACAUUUAAGGAAAACAUUUGUAAUAGGGCUACAUAUAUAAAGCCGAUUUAAAAUGCCGAUAUAUUUAAAUAUUUGAAUAUUUGGAUGUGUAUGUGUGUGUGCGGGCGUGUCAUCGAUUAAAUUUUGAGAGAUUCAAAUAAUUCUAUCAGACAUGAAACGAAUGGUCGAGUAAUUCAAGUAUUUCAAGAAUACACACACAUUUUUAGAUGAUUAAAUUAUCAUCCGUAUAUUUCGAUAUUUACUAGAUAUUUGUGAUAUUUAUGACCAAUCUAACUGUACAUAUUUGAAUAAACGAAUAAUACAAUACAAAGAGAGAGAGAGAGAGAGAGAGAAUAUAACUGAUACUUGAUAUAUAUUCAGUUACUUAAAAAAUAUUCAAUUAUAUUUCAUCAGAAGUUUUACGUAUUAAAGUUUAUUCGAUUUAUCCGAAUAACACGGGAUUAUUCGAACAUUUAUAGCCCUAAUUCAUACUCAUUACUUAAGUCUUGUUUCACCGAGACUUGCAAGGAUGCAAUCAAAAAGUUUCCGGACUGACACUAUAAAAAGUAAUUGACUAAUCCUAUUCACGAUUAUCUUCUUCAAAGUAAUCUCGUUAGAUAUUAACUCUUAACGGCGGAAGAGAAGAUCCAUACAAUCUCGGUGAUGAGGGUUUCUCACACAUACAUACUCUUUACGUCUUUUUCAAAUGAUCCUUGGACUUAACGCUAAUUACUUUUAUUGGUUAUCUAAGGUAUUUAGGUGUAGAAAAAAAAAAAAA